AGGGGCACCAGCGUAAUUCAUGAGUGGGGGAGCUAGAUCCUUUCACCCUUGGUCUGUCUUGUUGGGAACUGCUCCUGUGUGAGCAGCUCUGCCCUGCGCUUCCCCGGGGCGAAUCUGGAGUGUCUCAAAGCCGGUGCUGUGACUGUCCCAGAAACCCUGCUCUUUGUAUCCACUCUGGAUGGACACCUGCAUGCAGUGAGCAAGAGCACAGGGGACAUCAAGUGGACCCUGAAGGAUGAUCCCAUUCUGCAGGUGCCGGUUUAUGUGGCAGAGUGAGUGUCCCCUUGGGUGGAGUGCCUUUGCCAGGCCGGCAGUUGUGUCUGCGCUGGCGGCUCUUGGCUAUGCCGACUGCCCUGACAAACCAGCAGAUUCACAGCAGAGGGGGAGACAUGAACCCCCAGCCCAAGCCGUGGCUUUGCCUUAAACCUGCCGUUUGUGCUGGCACUUCGUGCGUGAGGGCCAGCAUUCCUGCCAGACCCCAAUGACGGCAGCCUCUAUAUCCUGGGAGGAAAGAACAAAGAAGGCUUGAUGAAGCUCCCGUUCACCAUCCCGGAGCUGGUGCAGUCCUCGCCGUGCCGCAGCUCGGACGGUGUGCUCUACACCGGGAAGAAGCAGGAUACCUGGUUCAUUGUGGACCCCAGGUCAGGAGAGAAGCAGACCACUCUCUCGACAGAGGCCUGGGAUGGUCUGUGCCCGUCAAGCCCCCUCCUCUACAUCGGCCGUACCCAGUACGUCAUCACCAUGUAUGACACGAAGUCACGGGAGCUGCGCUGGAAUGCCACCUUCUCUGACUACUCAGCGCCGUUCUGCGAGGAGUCCUACCCCUACAAAAUGGCUCACUUCGCCUCGAGCGGGGAUGGACUGGUAGUGACACUGGACAAGGAGAGUGGGGAGGUGCUGUGGGCGCAGAACUAUGGCUCGCCCGUGGUCGGCAUCUACGUGUGGCAUCAGGACAGCCUGCGCCGUGUCCCCCACCUCAACUUGGCCAUGGAGACCCUGCGCUACCUGACCUUCCACUCGCAGGACAUCCCCCUCCUCCGCUGGAGCUACCAGGCUGUGAGGGACUUCGCUGCCACCAAGACUCAGCUGCUGCCAGCUCUCUACGUGGGGAAGCACGCAGCUGGCUUCUACGCCUUGACCUCCCUGGUCCAUGGCAGCGUGGCUCUGGUGCCACAGGGCAUCACGCUGGCCAGGAUCGACGGCCCCACCACGGAUGAUGUAACCAUGAGAGAGUCGGGGGAGUGCGAGAUCACACCCAGCACCGACGUCAAGUACCCACAGGGCAGCAUCACCUCGCCCCACAACCAGUGGCUGCUGAUAGGACAUCACGAGCUGCCUCCUGUGGUCCACACGACGAUGCUGCGAGCCUUCCCCGAGAACCUGAGGAAGACAACGGAAACCAUCAUUCCUCGGGGUCCUCCUGCCAGGACUGCAUUUGAUGAUUUCCUGGCCCCAAGCAGCCCGGAGGAGCUGGCUGUGCACAGGGAGGUGCAGCCCCCACCAGAGCCCAUGCCAGGGGAGCAGCUGGAGGUGUACCCUGAACCCAGCACCGCGGACCUGCUGCUGGCCGCUGUGGGCACGGCCCUGCUAGGGGGAACAGUCCUGGCCCUGCUGCUCAGGAAGCUGCAGCAGCAGCAGGUGGUGCAGCAGCGGCAGCUGGAGAAGCAGCUCCAGCUCCUGCAGCAGCAGCAGCAGAUGCUGCUUCCGGGCCGGGGCCCUGGGGAGGGGGUUCCCACGGAGCCCAGGGAGCCACGGCUGAGCCAGGGCAGUGUGGUGCAGCCCUCGCAGAGCUCCGGCCCCUUGGCCCGUCCGGAGGACCUGGCUAACGGAAUGGUCAGCAUGGAUCCCGCUGUGCCGGCAGCUGCUGAAGAUGCAGAACCAGACAUGACUGUAGUUGGAAAAAUUUCUUUUAAUCCCAAGGAUGUGCUGGGCCAUGGAGCUGGAGGAACCUUUGUCUUCAGGGGACAGUUCGAUGGCCGGAACGUGGCCGUGAAGCGCCUCCUGCCCGAGUGUUUCCAUCUCGUGGACCGUGAGGUGCAGCUGCUGCGGGAGUCGGAUGAGCAUCCCCAUGUUGUCCGCUACUUCUGCACUGAGAGGGACAAGCAGUUCCACUACAUUGCCAUCGAGCUCUGCUCUGCCACACUGCAGGAGUACGUGGAAAGCCCCAGCUUCGAUCGUCGCGGCCUGGACCCGGUGUCUGUGCUGCAUCAGACCAUGGCUGGGCUGGCCCAUCUCCACUCGCUCAGCAUCGUGCAUCGGGACUUGAAGCCCUGUAACAUCCUCAUCUCUGUCCCAAAUCGCCACGGCCAGAUCCGAGCCGUCAUCUCUGACUUUGGUCUCUGCAAGAAACUUCAAGUGGGACGACAGAGCUUCAGCCUUCGCUCUGGCAUCCCGGGCACCGAGGGCUGGAUUGCGCCCGAGCUGCUGCAGGAGGCUCCGAAGGAGAACCCAACCUGCGCUGUGGACAUCUUCUCCGCCGGCUGCGUCUUCUACUACGUGCUGUCUGGGGGGCAGCAUGCGUUUGGGGACAGCUUGCGGCGCCAGGCCAACAUCUUAUCGGGCUGGUACCAGCUUAGCUGCCUGCAGGAGGAGGCUCAUGACAAGGUCAUUGCACGGGAGCUGAUUGCGGCGAUGCUCAGCCCUGAGCCCCAGCGCCGGCCCACAGCCACUGCCGUCCUCGUGCAUCCCUUUUUCUGGAGUCAGGAGAAGCAGCUGCAGUUCUUUCAGGACGUCAGCGACCGCAUCGAGAAGGAACCGGCUGCAGGACCCAUCGUGUCGGCGCUGGAGGCGGGGGGGCGAGCAGUGGUGAGGACCAACUGGAGGAUGCACAUCUCCCUCCCGCUGCAGACAGACCUGAGGAAGUUCCGCACCUACAAGGGGGGCUCUGUGCGCGACCUCCUGCGGGCCAUGAGGAACAAGAAGCAUCACUACCACGAGCUGCCGGCCGAUGUCCAGGCGGCCCUGGGCUCUGUCCCCGAUGGCUUCGUGCGGUACUUCACCUCCCGCUUCCCACGGCUGCUGCUGCACACGCACGGGGCCAUGAGGGGCUGCGCCCGUGAGCGGCUCUUCCAGCCCUACUACGGCCAGGACCCCGGCGGUGGCGGCGAGUGAGGGGACAGAUGGCAGGAUGGUGCCCGGCUGCUGCACCCUGCCUGUACCCACCGCCCUGUCCCAGAGCAGCUGGGACCAGCCCCAAGGCCCUCGGUUGUCCUCCCCCUUCCCUAGAGUGGAGUAACAUGGUUGUAACGUGGGCUACAACAGCACAGGCCAGAAGCAGUGAGUGGAAGAUGGUACCAGCUGUUGACCCAGAGGGACUCUCUGCUCACCCAUUUUUGCAAAUGCUCACAGCUGGACUCAGCAGCGUUUGUGUCAGAGAGCAAGAAAAAUCUCUGUGGCAGAUGUUGUGCUUUGAGAAGGAAGAAAAAAAAUGUGUGCUGUGUCAGGGAUGCACCAGCAGAGUGACACAGCCAGGCUGGUGCUGGUCCCUGUGGUGCGGUCACUAGGGACUUGGCAGCUUCAUCCUGGGCCACACACCUGGGAAGGUGGUUCUUUGGACAAGUGGCCAGACAUGGCUGUGAUACAGCCUGACACUGGAUCUGAUCCCUCAGCCCAGGGCUGAGGCACAGCGGGUUGGGCUUUUAGCAGCUGCCCAGGCUUGGACCUACUGUUUGCAUCAGGGCUGCUGCAUGAGCAGUGCCACCAGCCCUGGGGGAGGCAUGGGGCCUCCAGCACAAUCCCCACAGUGAACAGCUUCAUCCCACCUGGGCUGAGAAAAAGGUGUUCUUCCUUUCAGGCACCAGCAGCCCAGUGUUGUGCCAGAGGCCCCCCUGUCAGCCCCAUGCCCAGGAGCCCUGAGCAGGUUGUACAGCAGAGGUGCUGGGCAGGAGCAGUUCCCUGGGGUUCCCACUUCUCCCAGGGCUCCCUUUCCCCUGAGCACAGCCUGCAGCAGCUCCCGCAGCCUCUGCUGCCCCAGGGCUGCUGUGAGUUGUGGCAGCUCUGGUUUCAGGAGGUCCUGAAUGCCACAGGGGCAGCUGGAGCCUUGGGCAAGGGUUCCUUUCAAACAGCAAUAACUGUGUACAGUCUGAUUCUUCUGUGUGCUGGGGCAGGGGGUUCUGUUACAUGGGUAACAAGUGGGGUGUAUUUCAUUUAUUUUCAGAAUAGUGUAUGGCCUAGAGCAUUUUGUACAAAAUGUUAUAAAAAAAAUAACAAAACUAAACUAAAAAACAUGUCCUGUUUAAAAAUAAACUGGCCUGAGAGCAGCAGAAGGUGCUGGCAAUGAGGGGAGAAAAGCCAGCAAAGCCAACUGGGCUCCUGACAAAGCCUA
This is a messenger RNA of Columba livia (rock pigeon), 4324 nucleotides long. RefSeq names its product endoplasmic reticulum to nucleus signaling 2 (gene ERN2). NCBI's taxonomy places the organism in Eukaryota, Metazoa, Chordata, Aves, Columbiformes, Columbidae. Bases 529 to 3111 code for a protein of 860 amino acids. Gene Ontology annotation, biological process: intrinsic apoptotic signaling pathway in response to endoplasmic reticulum stress; protein phosphorylation; IRE1-mediated unfolded protein response. The transcript has 22 exons. The record is from RefSeq and is a predicted model, not a curated record. Gene Ontology annotation, molecular function: ATP binding; RNA endonuclease activity; protein serine/threonine kinase activity. Gene Ontology annotation, cellular component: IRE1-TRAF2-ASK1 complex.